This is a messenger RNA of Misgurnus anguillicaudatus (oriental weatherfish), 3136 nucleotides long. The record is from RefSeq and is a predicted model, not a curated record. Lineage: Eukaryota; Metazoa; Chordata; Actinopteri; Cypriniformes; Cobitidae.
AGAAAUCAUGUGACCAGGCAACGCUUCUGCCAAAACAAUGAAUGUAUGUGGCGCGACAACAUAAAUGUUUACCGGUGUGAAUAGUUUGUUAUUUUAAAAUAUAUAUGUUUUAACAGAAAAAUAAGUUUGGUGACAAUAUGGGGUGUAUGGGCCAGGAAAAGCGUCAUCUUUCUGAUUUACCGGAUGCUCCGGAUUUUUGUUCAAGAUGGUUUGGAUGUUUAAAGAAGUAAUCCAUUCUCACCCAAAAUUCAGCUACAUAAGUCUCUACACUCACACAUCCUUAUCACUGCUCUACAAGACUUCAUGCUGUCUAUCUGAGUUCUGUGGAUGCUACGCUUGGUGUAUAUUUAACUGUUUGUGAUCAUGGCUCUACCAAACGGUUACUCCGUUAAUACAACUUCAGAUGACCAAGACAGCGACACGGCACCACUUCUUAAAAAAGAAGUUGAAGAAAUCACAGUUGCAGUUCCUCCCAAAUGUUGCUCGGUACGAUGCAAUCUGGCUGUUAUGAUGUUCUUUGGCUUUGCUGUGGUCUAUGGCCUGCGUGUAAAUCUCAGUGUUGCUAUGGUUGCCAUGGUUAACAACACCGGUAACCAGUCGAUUCAAAGCAAUAUUUCGAAUGAAUGUCCGGUACCCAAUAAUUCAAUAGACAACAGCAGCCAGAGUUCAGUUCAGCCAGAUGGGUUUCCAAGAUACGCAUGGAGUUCCACGACACAGGGAAUGCUGCUAAGUGCUUUCUUUUUUGGAUAUCUGUUUACUCAAAUCCCGGGAGGGUACCUGUCGGGACGCUUCGGAGGAAGCAUCUUUCUUGGAGGAGGUGUACUUGGAACAGCAGUCCUUACUCUUCUGACACCACUGUCAGCACAGCUCGGAGCCAACUGGCUGUUUGCCUUACGCUUCUUGGAAGGCUUUGGGGAGGGUGUGACUUUCCCUGCCAUGAUGGCUAUGUGGGCCCGUUGGGCUCCCCCAUUGGAAAGAUCUCGUCUGAUGACCUUCUCUGGUGCUGGAUCAAGCUUUGGUGCCUUUGUAUCUCUUCCUCUCACUGGCUUCAUCUGCCAUAAUCUGGGAUGGCCAGCAGUCUUCUACUUCUGUGGUGGUGCUGGUUGCCUUUGGGCACUGUUUUGGUUUAUCCUGGUGUCAGAUGAACCCAGAUCUCACCCAAGAAUUAGUGACCAAGAGAAAAAUUACAUAGUUACCUCAAUAGGUCCACAGGGGACAGCACAUGGUUGGUCAGUGCCUUUACGAUCAAUGGUCUUCUCUGUUCCUCUUUGGGCCAUUAUCAUUUCACAGAUGUGUUCAAACUGGUCUUAUUACACACUGCUCACUUCACUUCCUAUUUACAUGGACACUGUGCUCCACUUUAAUAUACAGCAGAAUUCGUUUCUCUCUGCUCUGCCCUAUCUGGGUGGCUGGGUGUUCUCAGUAAGUUCAGGUGUGCUGGCAGACUCCAUUCUGGAGAGGAAGGCCAUGAGUGUCACAGCUGUCCGAAAAAUCUUCACUUUCAUCGGUCUGUUUCUGCCCGCUGUUUUUCUGGUUGCUGUGGGCUUCUCAGGCUGUAGUGGCGCUCUGGCCGUGACUUUUCUCACUGUGUCCAGUGCGUUUGGAGGUUUCAGUGCUGCUGGAGUCUUCAUUAACCAGAUUGAUAUUGCUCCACGGUAUGCAGGUAUACUUCUGGGAAUCACAAACACGUUUGGGACCGUCCCUGGUGUUGUUGCACCAAUUGUAGUGGGGUACUUGACCACAGAUAAACAGCACUUGGUUUUAGGGUGGAAUCAUGUGUUCUGGUUGUCUGGAGCAGUGAGUGCUUUUGGAGCAAUCUUCUUUGUGAUCUUUGGCACUGGAAAGAUUCAAAGCUGGGCCGGGACAGAUCAGGAGGCAGAGACAGAUAUAUGCCGUUAAAUGCAAAACAUUCCUGAUUUUAUAAGAAAUGUGAUUUAUUUUGAGUCACAUACACGUAAAACUAUACUGCACACACUUUUCAGGUUUUCUUAACUAUAUUUCACUCAGGGCUUUUAAAUGACGGAUUAAAGUGCUUUAAAGGGUGUUGUUCAUUCUACUCAUUGUUAAACACAAAAAAUGACACCAUAUUAAACAUUGUUUACAUAUAUGCAUUUGGCAUUUAAAAUGCUUCCAAACUUUUUGGGGUGGUUUCCCGAACAUUAGCUUAAGCCAGGACAAAAAAACUUUACUUGUAUGCAUUUUGAGGCAAAACGAAGGGCACUGAUGUAUUUUAAGAUAUGUCAGUACAAGUUGUUUUCAGUUUGGACAGUUCUUACAUUUAUUUUAGUCUAGGACUAGUCUAAUCCCUGUCUGGGAAAACCGCCCCAUAGUGCAUUAGAAGCUAUCCAUUGUUUAAUCGAUAUUUGUGUUUCUGAGUUUGAACCCAUGACUUUUUGUGUUGCUAAUGUAAUGCUCUACCACUGAACUAUACAGGGAGCACUGUAUAGCACUGUUAAACCAAGGUUAAAAUCAUUUUCAUGCUUUUACAAUUUUGUCACAAAUGUAGAACCGAUUUUAAAGCAUAACCAUAAUUUACUACAUUGGGAAAUACUAUAAUGAGCACUUUAAUGAAUAUUUUUCUUUUGUUGCCGUUAAGUCCUCUGUAGUUUAUGAAUUUUAAAUAAUUAUAUUGCAUUAAUUGCGUUGGUAAAUGAAGCUAUGCGUGCUAGCUAUUAUUACAUUUUUUUUAAUAGAAUCUUUUUUUUUUUUUAAGGUAAAUGAUUUCUCUGGUAUAAAACAAUAAUAUAAACUUGAAGGUUUAUUUAAUUUCAAUAUUUGAACGGUAACAUGGUGUUAUUAAACCAGUUUAUUUAUUUUUUUAAAUUGUGUUUUCUUUGUAAUGAUUUGUAACCUAAUUUUAAUUUCAAACUUGCAAAGAUGCCUCUGUAAAAGAAUGACUUAAGGAUUGUAUUUUAGCAGAUCAAAUACCUUAAGAAUGUUGUUGUUGUUGUUGUUUUUUAGGUACAAUAGCCAGCACUUUUUAAAUAACAUGAAUAUCUCAAAUAUGCUUUAAAUGCACAAUCAAUGCAUUGUUAAUUUUUAAAAAUGUGUAAUUGCUAUUUUGUAACUGUAAAAUAGAAUUACAAGAAAAUGUACGCCAUCUUGAUAAUAAAUGUUUUUAUAAGCCUAUGCAAAA